This is a messenger RNA of Parnassius apollo (apollo), 1149 nucleotides long. The record is from the annotation of a GenBank genome assembly. NCBI's taxonomy places the organism in Eukaryota, Metazoa, Arthropoda, Insecta, Lepidoptera, Papilionidae.
AUGUUACUUCUUAACGUGGUGUUAAUUUCGUUUUAUCUAUAUGCAAGUCUAGCAAGUAGUCUUGAUGUAUUGAACGGAACGGAGCUAGUGUUUACUUUCCUGGUACAUCGACACGGUGAUAGAACACCUGUGCAAGAGUACCAGUACCUAAGCGAUAGGCCUGAAUUACUGGAUAAAAUAAUAGCACCGCUCGGAUACGGCCAACUAACUGACCUUGGAAAACGUCGAGCCUACGAACUGGGAAAAUUCAUAAGAAGUAGAUAUAACAAUUACCUUUCGCCUAAAUAUAACCACUCAGAAAUUUACAUCCGGUCUACCGACUCCAUUCGCGCUAAGAUGACGGUACUAGUGGCGAUGGCAGCUGUUUAUCGCCCUGAUGGCCGUGGCUGGAGUGAAGAUAUCAACUGGGUUCCAGUACCGUACACCACUGUACCAUUGCGUUAUGACUUCCUCAUGGGCUUUAACUGUCCAAAGUUGGACGAGUAUCAUAAAAUAUUAGUAAAUACUUAUGUCCCCGAAAUGGCAAAAUAUAGUGACGUAUUGGAUCGGCUUUCUACAGCGCUGAAACAAGACAUCUUAAAAAGUAACCCAGUUAAAAUAUUCUACGCAUAUGACUUGUUCGUUAGCCAGACAAAUAUGGGUAUUUCUGUCAAACCAUCAAUACAGACAAUGAUGCCGGAUAUAAAAGAGGCAGCUGACAAAGCAUUUGAUAUAUUAAAUGCUAACGAUACCAUGCUGCCAUUACAAGCUGGUUUACUUUUAAAAGAAUUCUUCGAAGUAUCCGCAUCAGCAGCUGCUGGAGAGCCCACUCAAACAGUGAGGAUUUACUCCGCACACGACCACAACGUUUAUGCCUUCGCGGCGAUAUCCAAAGCAGUACCUACACAGGGCAUACCGCCGUAUGCUGGGUUAUUUGCACUGGAAUUAAGGAGAAUGGUGGAAACGGGAAGAUAUGUCGUUUUGCCAAUUUACGUGAGAUCUCCUGGUGAACAAGUGCAGUACCUAGAGAUUCAAGGAUGUGAUGGACCGCUGUGCGACCUCAAGAAGUUUUAUGCAAUCACUUCUCCGUAUCUGCUUGAGGUUGACGAGUGGAAGGAAAAGUGUAACUAUGAUGAGGACGCUACGUUUAAUUCUGAAGGCUUCGAUUGA